Molecule: messenger RNA, 1797 nt
Organism: Sebastes umbrosus (honeycomb rockfish)
Lineage: Eukaryota; Metazoa; Chordata; Actinopteri; Perciformes; Sebastidae
Gene: derl1
Product: derlin 1
Exons: 8
Coding region: 1-801 (266 amino acids)
Biological process (GO): endoplasmic reticulum unfolded protein response
Cellular component (GO): endoplasmic reticulum membrane; Hrd1p ubiquitin ligase ERAD-L complex
Molecular function (GO): misfolded protein binding; ubiquitin-specific protease binding
Source: RefSeq, a predicted model, not a curated record
AUGUCGGACCUCGGGGACUGGUUCAGGAGCAUCCCGCUCAUCACCCGCUCCUGGUUCGCUGCCUCCAUCGCUGUCCCCUUCAUUGGGAAACUAGGACUGAUUGACUUCAGGAACCUCAUGCUGUUUCCAGAGCUGGUCUUAAGCAGGUUUCAUCUCUGGAGACCAGUGACUGCCACCUUGUAUUUCCCAAUAAGUCCUAACACUGGGUUUCUGUACCUGGUCAACCUGUAUUUCCUCUACCACUACUCCAGUCGGCUAGAGACAGGGGCGUUUGAUGGCAGACCGGCAGACUAUAUCUUCAUGCUCUUCUUCAACUGGAUCUGCAUUGUUAUAACUGGGCUGCUGAUGAACAUGCAGCUGCUGAUGAUCCCACUGAUCAUGUCGGUGCUCUACGUCUGGGCUCAGUUCAACAAAGACACGGUUGUGUCCUUCUGGUUCGGAACGAGAUUCAAGGCACAUUAUCUACCUUGGGUCAUCCUGGCCUUCAACUUCAUCAUCGGAGGCUCGUUUGUGAAUGAACUGACAGGAAACCUGGUGGGUCACCUCUACUUCUUCCUCAUGUUCAAAUACCCCAUGGACCUGGGAGGACGCGCCCUCCUCUCCACACCAGACUUCUUGUAUCGGUUCUUCCCUAACAGGAGGGGAGGGGUGUCGGGCUUUGGAGUCCCUCCCAGCAGACCAGCUGCCCAGGAGCAGGGAGGAGCAGGAGCAGGAGGAGGAGGAGGAGGAGGAGGAGGAGGUGGAGGAAUAUUAAGAGGACGUCACCAGUGGGGCCAAGGCUUCCGCCUGGGGGAUGAAUGAGCGGAGACGAGAGGAGAGAGAGCUACGCCCCCCCCUCCCCUCCCCUCCCCUUUUCCUCCCAAUAACAUAUGGCGUUGCAGUUGAUGUUUCAGGUUAAAGUGCUUGCUUCUUCUCAUUCUUCCGUUGACUUAAACUCACAUUCAUGUUUAAGUUUUAACGGAUUCAACGGGAUGAGAUUUGAUGAAGCUCGUAUUUUAACCGAGACAGCUCCGCACAGCAGGACUCCGACUCUGCCCAGUUCACCAAGUACAGCCAGCUCUACUAUUACUACUACUGCGGAUGUGCCCAUGUGAAGCACAUAUAUGAAUAAAUCAAUUUUUUUUUUAAUCCCCUUUCCUUCUUCCUUUCUAACCUCUUCUUUGCCCCCCACCCCACCCCCACCCCCACCCCCACCCUUCCUCCACACCCUGUCAUCGGACUUUCAAGACGAGAGAUGUUGCAGCUGCACACCAGCAUGCUGUUGAUUUUGACUCAUGUGUUCCUGUCCUCCCUCCCUCCCUCCUUCCUUUUCUCUCUCUCUCUCUGAUGCCAUAUCAGAUUACAUUGUAAUUACCACCACACUGGGAGGGUGCUCUCAGCAGAACAUGGGCAGAGCUAUUUAGAGAGCACUGUUUCCAGGUCUGAUUUUACAUGGGUGUAAAAUGUUUUUUUAAGACCUGAUCUCCCUCCGUCUUAAGAUCUGAUCUGAACCGAAGAUAAGGUGAAGAUGGGAUUUUGCUCUUUUUGUAAAUAUAACAGUUGUUUAUUGAAAGGAUGAGCGAGUCUGAGAGUGUGAUUAUCGUCUAUCCAUGUUUCCUUAAUGCAGAUUUUCUUCUCUCGAGUCGGGAGAGCUCAGCCAAUCAUGUGCCAGUGUGGCUGGUUGAGAAUCACUGUGACUAUACAUGUACAAUAUACAAUUAGGGCUGACACCAGUUAUUAUUUUUUCAUUAUCAAUUAAUCUGCCAAUUAAUUUUUUUGUCAUGAAUCAAACAUUGUUCUAUAAAUGUCAGAAAAUGG